AUGGGGAAGGACUUAUUUGCUGAAAGAGAUGACAGGGAAGAGGUUAAGAAGUAUGACGACGAUGUAAUUGGGAUUUACAAAGUGAAGCAUGUGCAUGGCUCUGACAGUUUAAAGUUUGUUGGUCGCAUUCUGAUUGACCGAUCAUUCCUUCUCAACUACUUUCUUCAAACGCAUCAUAUGGAUGGGCGACCAGAUCCACCUGCUGGAACACCAAUUCAAGAAAGUAAUCCAGGAAUCCUGGAACCUUCAGGUGGGUCAUCAAAACCAGUUGAGGAAACUUUAGCAGGAAUCGAUAGAAAAUUGUCUCUUCUCCCCCAAACGGUACCGCAUUUCGUCAAUCGCGAAACAGAAUGCGACGAAAUCAGAAAAUACCUUUCUCCACAGCACAAUUGCAGAUGCCUUCUCAUACAUGGUGUCACUGGUAUAGGGAAGACGACCGUGGCGACGAAAGUGGCAAACGACAUACUGAAUUCUGGGGGAAGUACCGUGGUGAUCUAUGUCAACUGCAGAAACAUAAAACUUUCCCAUGAUUUUGCUGAGAAGGCUCUUCAGCAAGUAUAUCACGCACCUGUGGAGAAUCCAAUACCUGAGCUGAAAAAUCGCUUGAAAAGCCAAGAUUUCUUCACCAUUUUGCUAUUGGAUAAUUUUGAAUUUAUACUUUAUUUGGAUGACAGAAUGCAGCUCCCUGGAAAUGAAUUGUCACUCCAGCAGAAGAACCCAUCUGAGGAAGGAUCGAGGAUUAAGAAUCUAAUCAAUGAAAUUUUAAUGGUGACAGACAACAUCAAACUUCUCCUCACCUCUUCAGAGACAGUUUGUUUUCCGGAAGCAGGUCAAGAAAUGGUUCAUCUGUCACCUUUUAAGCCAGAAGAAUCCGUUGAGCUUUUGAAAAGAGUGUGGAAGGAUAGGCAAGUCAAUAUAACUCAAGCACAUGACUUGUCAGAGAUUUGCAGCGGUAUUCCCUUGGUUCUUUACACCCUGGCCUCCUCCCACAGUGACCUGCCAAGUCUCUUAGAAGCGAUGAGGUGUUCUUCGCCUGCAGGAAAACUCAAGAUCUUGACAAAGAUUCAAACGGUAUCAGCGGAUAAAAAGAUCGACGUUUGUAUCGAUCAUUGCUUCGAGAGGCUUGUUUCGAUAGAAAAGUGUGCCCUUAUCAGAUUUGCAUUACUCAGAGGGCGUUUUUCUCUGUCUGAAGCAGUGAAAAUAUUUCAAUCAACGGAGAUGAGUGCGUCUCAACUCAGACGAAGUGGACUGGAACUGUCCCAGCGAUCACUUCUAGAAGAACACAUUGAUGGGGAUGAAUACUCCUAUACCCUCCUUCGAGUAAUUCGUGAUUAUUGUGAAACUAAGGCAAUGGAGCAGGAGUUUCGUCAAGUGAUCCUAGAUGCUCGGAGAAUGUUUAUCCGCCAUUUUUUAACCUUUCUGGAAGACAUCUUUAAAAUGUUCCUGAGCCAGAACGUGUCAGAAGCUAUUGCAGCCUUUCAGAAAGAUGAAGCGAAUGUCAUGCAGCUCGUUGAAUGGUGCAAAAAUGGCCAAAUGGAUGAAGAACAAACAAGAAGAUGCAUUGAUGUUUUCAACAGCGUAACGGAGCUACUGGCGAAGAUGAUGGGAAAGGCCAAAUUUGAAUAUGCCUUCAAAUCUCUAAGAAAGAGAUGCGAAGAGAUGAAAGAUCAGACGAGACUGAGCGAUUGCCUCACGUCCUUGGGGCUGAAAGAAGUAUUCAGCUGUUCCUGUCCUCCAAUUGGUCCGUGUGCUUUACACGCUGAAAUAGCCAAAGAAUACUUCACGAAGGCUGACCGAAUCCAACGUAAUCUUGGAGUUAAAAAAGGGAACAGCCGAGCUCAGUGCCUUGCCAAACUUGGUCGAUGUAUCGCCACAGUAGGCUUUUUUGAGGAGGCAAAAGAAAAAGUCCAACAGGCAAUCAGAAUUCGAUCGGAAGGACAGGAUGACGACGUUAUGCUCGGUGCAACGUAUAAUGAUCUGGGAGUGAUCCUUUCGCUCGAGGGAAAUCAUGAGCAGGCAAUCAAGGUCAGAGAAAGAAAGACGCUACCCAUUUACAGAAGAACACUGGGUAAACAUCCUUUCACUGCAACCGUCCUCAACAGUCUGUCAAACAAUUAUUUUGCCCAGGGAGAGUACAACACUGCCGAACUACAUUCGAAAGACGCGUUGGAGAUUCGGCUCGAGUUACUGAAGGACCAUCGAGACACCGCUAAGUCGCUUUUUGACCUUGCGAUGGUUCAUAAAAUGAAGGAAGAAUUCAAACCAGCCGAGGAAUAUCUUGAAAGAUGCGAGGCCAUGCAAAAGAAAAUAUUGGAUGACGAAAACAACGAUCUUACAAGGACCAGGAACGAAUUGGAAGAAGUAAAGAGGCAUCUAUAGGGAGCCAUGCAAGGGAACUCCUGAAAUCCGGUAACAAACUCUGACAGAGAAUCUCUUGAUGUGAACCGUCUAAUCUUGUCCAGUUCUGAGUGUCUUCAAGUGUAACAAGGCAGCACUCCUUCGAGAUUCCUCAAGAAUGAAGAUACAGUCAAUUCUGCGUGACGUCUCCUCUUAAACAAUAGUCUUAGUUGAAAAUCUAGGUAAUUAUGACAUCUCCAUUUUUGUCGAAUUUGAGUCUGUUAUGCUCAUGCAAAUGUCUUGAAAACAAGAGCUGAACAUUCAAAUGUUGGUUGCAAUCAUUAUUAUAUUGAACGUCUUAGGUCAAGUCUCACAUCACUGGAUCGCUUUAGUUUCUUCGUAAUGGUGUAAAUAGGUUUGGUUUUAGGAAAGUGCCAUUGUUCUGGACAAGUGAGUCUGGCUAUUUCCAGAAAUCCUAGCCGGAAAGAUUCUUUCUAGGCGUAGUCCUGUCAGUUUGGUGCUAAGGAUUGUAUAUAUGUAUAGAUAUUUAGGAACUUUUCGGCUUGUUCUAUACUGAUUCAAUUCAAUUUAGAAUAGGUGGUAUUUCACUAAAAAUGAAACAGGAAUCGCAAUUGAUGGAGGAUAGCUUAUCCAAGACAUUCAACCGCCUCCUAACAGAAACUCAAUUGAAAUCCUGUCGUGACAAUUUUACGUUGAGGCGCUUUGAAAACGCUGGACAAAAUUAAAAACAGGUAAUUAAGUGUUAACAACUGAGUUGAAAAUGUAAAUUGGCCACCGUAAAGAGUAAAAUAGCUGACGUUUCGAGUGGUAGCCCUUCGUCAAUCUUUUUACGGUGGCCAAUUUACGUUUUCAACUCAGUUGUUAACACUAAAUUACCUGCUAUUCUCUCCCACCGACGCAGCACCACAGUCUCUUUAGAGACUUAACCCCUUUGUUUAUUUAAAAUUUAUAACAGCACGCUUUGAGCAUUGAUUAACAGUAUUCAGGUUAGAAUUCUUUUCACAUCUUCUUAAAGCGAUGAAAAAAAAUCACACCUUCGUUAGAUGCCACGCGCGAGGUAAAAGACAAAAGGAACAAAUAAAAAGAGAUAACAAACGCGCUCUGUGAAAACCUCGAAAAACUUGCUUUUAGCAGUAGUUCAUUCUAAAAACAUUUCUAGAAUUCAGUUUUGACAGUUUUUAGAAAAGUCUUUUACGAGC
This is a messenger RNA of Pocillopora verrucosa, 3557 nucleotides long. The record is from RefSeq and is a predicted model, not a curated record. Lineage: Eukaryota; Metazoa; Cnidaria; Anthozoa; Scleractinia; Pocilloporidae.